Prinia subflava (tawny-flanked prinia) is the source of this 1352-nucleotide messenger RNA. RefSeq names its product jumping translocation breakpoint (gene JTB). Lineage: Eukaryota; Metazoa; Chordata; Aves; Passeriformes; Cisticolidae. The coding region runs from base 137 to 934 and encodes 265 amino acids. Gene Ontology annotation, cellular component: spindle; cytoplasm; centrosome. Gene Ontology annotation, biological process: mitotic cytokinesis. The record is from RefSeq and is a predicted model, not a curated record. The transcript is spliced from 5 exons.
AUCGGGAUCGGGACCGGGACGAGCGGCGGCGAGGCCGCGCCCAAGCCCCGCCCACGAUUCCAAACCGGGCCCAAGGCCACGCCCACUGGCAGAACCACGCCCCAAACACGGCCGCACACCACGCCCUUAAUUAACUAUGAAACCACGCCCCUAUUUAAAUCUAGCCACGCCCACUACACUCAAAACCACGCCCAUUUGCUCCGUGCCAGCCACGCCCCUCUCUCCCAUUGGCUCCCCCGCCAGGCCCCGCCCCCAGUCCCGGCACCCCCGGCACUUCCAACAUGGCGGUGCCGCGGUCGCGGCGGGGCCGGGCCCGGUAGUUCUCGGUGGUUCCUGGGGGUUUCCGGCGGAUCCCGGCGCCCCCAUGGGGCCCGGCGGCUUUACGGUGCUGCUGGCGGUGCUGAGCGCGGUGCCCGGCGCGCUGCGCCCGGCGGCGGCGGCGGCGGCGGCGGCGGCGAGCGAGGAGCGGCCCGCGAGCCCCGCGGUGGCCACGCCGUGCUGGCGAGUGGAGCAGUUCGUGGUUGCCCAGGAGUGCACGCGGUGCUCCGGCUUCGAGAUGGUGAGCGCGGGGCGGGGGCGGGCUCCCGGUACCCGGUACCCCUGUACCCCGGUACCCGGUACUCCUGUGCCCGGUACCCCCUGUGCCCGGUACCCCGGGGGGCUCUCCCUGAGCGGCCCCUCCGCCCCCCGUUGGCAGAAGACGAUCCCGGCCUGCGGCCCCACCGGUUUCAUCGAGAAGAUCAACUGCGCCUCGUCCCGCCGGGAUGAGUACAAGAGCUGCCGCUCGGCUGCGCUGGAGGCUCAGCGCUUCUGGCGCUUCGUGGGCUCCGCUCUGGGCGUGGCGGCGGCGGCGGCGGCGCUGGUGGUGCUGCGGCAGCGCGUGCUGGACCGGCGGGCGCUGGAGAAGGUCCGAAAACAGAUCGAGUCCAUCUAGCCGGAGGCUCCCGAGGGCUCGGAGCCGGGAAUUCCGCUCGCCCGGGGCGGCCGGAGGAGGAGCAGCCUCUGCCUCGCUGCCCGGGCCUGGAAUCCCACUGGGAUCUGCCCUGGGAGAGCAUCCAGGGAUCCCCGGAGCGGGGUGGGGAAUAAAUCCUGGUCACUGCUCCCGGGGUGAUGCUGCCUUGGUCCCUCGGAGGGAAUUCCCAGCACGGGGAUCUGCUCUGGGAUCGUCCUGGGCGUCCCCAGGGUCCCACUCCAGGAGAGGGAUGUGGAAUAAAUCCCGGUCCUCGUUCCUGGAGUGAGGCUGUGUUUGUUUCCUGGGGGGAUCCCCCGUUUCCUCCCCUGGGAGCACGCUGAGGGUCCAGGAACCCACCGCAGGAGCAGAAUAUGAAUAAAUCCUGAUUAAUGUCGCUGGA